Molecule: messenger RNA, 3645 nt
Organism: Ichthyophthirius multifiliis
Lineage: Eukaryota; Ciliophora; Oligohymenophorea; Hymenostomatida
Product: splicing factor subunit 155kda, putative
Exons: 4
Biological process (GO): spliceosomal complex assembly
Cellular component (GO): catalytic step 2 spliceosome; U2 snRNP; U2-type prespliceosome
Molecular function (GO): mRNA binding
Source: RefSeq, a predicted model, not a curated record
AUGAGCAAUAUGAAUUCAAAUAAUGAUUAAGAUUAAUAAUUUGAACCAAAAUUAUAAAAAAAGCGUUUUAAUUAUACUGGAUCGGAAGAAUUAAUAAAUGAAGCCAAAAUUUCAGGUUUAAAAGACUCUGACUAAUUAACAAAAGGUCAAAUGCGAGUAUAAGAUUAAUAAAACUCAUAUUAGCAACAAAUGCACAAUAUUAAAUUAGGUAUGAAAUCAUAUGAUCCAUUUGACGAAAAAGACGCCCAAAACGACGAAAAUUCAAUCAAAUUUUCCGAAUAAAUGAGAGAACAACGUUUAGAAAAUGAACGUAUUAACCUUCUUUAACAAUAAAGUAAAAACUAAUAAUAAAAGUAACAAACAACAACUAAUAAUAAUACAAUAAAACAAUAAUAACAGCAAGUAACAACUGUCAUUAAAUCGUCUUCCUAAUCAACCAAACCGGGGAACUCUGAUUUUUCUGAAAACGAACAUUUCACAGGAAAUAUGUCGGCAUCACGGGGCUUGAAUAAAUGGGAUACGCCAAAAAGAGGAGGCCCUGGUUUUGCCGAAAUGUAAACGCCUGGCAAAAGAAGUAGAUGGGAUAUGACCCCUUAAUAACAGGUAGGUUAAACGCCUAAAGGAGUAGGUGGGAUGUUCGGAGAAACACCUACCCCUGGUCAUUUAAUAUAAGGUACACCAAAUAGAUUUGGAGAAACCCCAACUCCUAAAAGAAGUACAACCAGAUCUAGAUGGGAUGAUUAGACACCCAGAAUAGGAUAAACACCAAUCGGAUAUAUGGGAAUUACACCCACCCCUGGAGGCAUGAUAACUCCUUAGAAUUUUUAAAAUUUAACCCCUGAAGCUAUAUAAUAAUUACGUUAUGAGUAAGAAAUGGAUAAAAGAAACAGACCGUUAACUGAUGAAGAUUUAGAUCAAAUGCUUCCUGGAAUAAAUGAUGGGUAUGAAGUUGUAAAACCUCCAGAAAGCUAUAAACCAGCGAGAAAUACAAUAAAACAUUAUAUGUAAAUGUAAACUCCUUCCAUGAAUACUCCUGCAGCUUAUUAAAUACCUGAUGAAUAUUCAAAGCCUUUUGAUGUACCUUAAACACCCGCUAUAAAUGGGUUGCCAGCAAUUAAGCCUGAAGAUAUGCCUUUUUUUGGAGAAUUAAUGAAUAAUGUAGAUGAAUCAGAACUUCGUCCCGAGGAAAUAAAAAAACGAAAAAUAAAAGAACUCCUUCUUAAAAUAAAACGAGGAACUCCCCAAAUGAGAAAACAAGCACUUCGCUAAAUCACCCAAAAUGCUCGAGAAUUUGGCGCUGAACUUCUUUUUAAUGAAAUUUUAUUUUUAUUAAUGUCCCCAACCCUAGAAGUGUAAGAAAGACAUCUUCUAGUAAAAGUCAUAGACAGGAUUCUUUACAAACUAGACGACCUAGUAAGACCUCAUGUACAUAAUAUUCUCGUCGUCAUCGAACCCCUACUGAUUGACGAAGAUUAUUACGCCAGGGUAGAAGGAAGAGAAAUAAUUUCUAAUCUAGCGAAAGCUGCCGGACUGCCAACCAUGAUUAAAACAUUAAAACCAGAUAUUGAUCAUAAUGAUGAGUUUGUAAGAAAUACCACAGCUAGAGCUUUUGCGGUUGUGGCAAGUAGUUUAGGAAUAGCUUCUAUGCUUCCUUUUUUAAAACCGGUUUGUAGAAGUAAAAAAAGCUGGUUUACGAGACAUACUGGGAUAAAAAUAGUCUAAUAAAUAGCUAUAUUAAUGGGAUGUGCAGUACUCCCUUAUUUACGUCAAUUAGUCGAAAUUAUAGAACAUGGAUUAAAAGACGAAUAAAAUAAAGUCAGAACUAUUACUUCGCUUGCUUUAGCGGCUUUAGCCGAGGCUUCCGCUCCUUAUGGAAUUGAUGCUUUUGCUUCUGUACUAAUUCCUUUAUGGGAAGGAAUAACUUAAUAUAAAGGGAAAUCACUUGCUGCUUUUUUAAAGGCUAUUGGGUUUAUUAUCCCUUUGAUGGAUGCUGAUAGGGCUUUGGAAUAUACAAAGGAAGUAAUGGAAAUAUUAAUAAGGGAAUUCGAAAAUCCAGAAGACGAGAUGAGAAAAAUAGUUUUAAAAGUCGUAAAAUAAUGCAUUAGUUGUCAAGGAGUAGAUGCAUAAUAUAUUCGAGAGCAUGUAAUAAAUGACUUUUUUAAGAGUUUUUGGGUUUAAAGGAUGGCUAAUGAUAAAAAUAGCCGAUAAUUAAUCGAUACUACGAUUGAAAUUGCCACAAAAGUAGGAGGAGCUGAAAUUCUGGAAAGAAUAGUACCUGAUUUAAAGAGUGUAAGUGAGCCUUAUAGAAAAAUGGUGAUGGAAACUAUUGAAAAAAUAGUUGCAGCUUUGGGAGUUUCUGAUGUUGAUAGUAGACUAGAAGAAUAACUUAUGGAUGGUUGCAUUUCCGCUUUCCAUGAACAAAGUAGUGAGGAUACAACUACUAUGUUGAAUGGAUUUGGUACUGUCGUUAAUGCCUUAGGAUAAAGGGCUAAGCCUUAUUUCGCCUAAAUUUGUGGUAUUAUUUAAUGGAGAUUGGGUAAUAAAUCAGCUAGAGUAAGACAAUAAGCGGCCGAUUUGAUAAGUAGAGUAGCACUAUGUAUGAAAAACUGUAAUGAAGAAAAUAGAUUAGGUAAACUAGGUUUACUUCUUUAUGAAUCUUUAGGUGAAGAAUAUCCUGAAGUACUUGGUUCUAUACUAGGAGGUCUAAAAGCAAUUGUUAAUGUAAUUGGAAUGACCCGAAUGACACCCCCUAUUAAAGAUUUAUUACCCAGAUUGACCCCUAUAUUGAAAAAUAGACAUGAGAAAGUCCAAGAAAACUCAAUUGAUUUAAUUGGUAGAAUUUCCGAUAGAGGUGCCGAAUAAGUUUCACCAAAAGAAUGGAUGAGAAUCUGUUUCGAUCUAUUAGAUUUAUUAAAAGCUCACAAAAAGGGAAUUAGAAGGGCUACAGUUAAUACUUUUGGUUAUAUUGCAAAGGCUAUAGGACCAUAGGAUGUUUUAGUUACUCUUUUAAAUAAUUUAAAAGUAUAAGAAAGAUAAUUGAGAGUUUGUACGACUGUCGCAAUUGCCAUUGUAGCUGAAACUUGUGGACCAUUUACAAUUUUACCGGCUUUAAUGAAUGAAUAUAGGGUAUAAGAGUUGAAUGUAUAGAAUGGUGUGCUUAAAUCAUUAUCAUUUAUGUUUGAAUAUAUAGGAGAAAUGGCUAAAAAUUAUAUCUAUUCAGUUAUUACUUUGCUUGAGGAUGCUUUAACUGAUAGAGAUCCUGUACAUAGAUAAACUGCUGCUUCGGCAGUUAAACAUUUGGCUAUGGGAGUUGCAAAUUUAGGAUGUGAAGAUUGUCUUAUACACCUUCUUAAUUUCAUAUGGCCAAAUAUUUUUGAAAAUUCGCCUCAUGUCAUUACGGCUGUUACUGAAGCUAUUGAUGCUUUAAGAAUAGCUCUAGGACCAGGAAUUAUUUUGCUUUAUUUAUUAUAAGGAUUAUAUCAUCCAGCUAAGAGAGUAAGAAAUGUUUACUGGAAAUUAUAUAAUAUGAUAUAUGUUGGAAGUUAGGAUGCUUUAUGUGCCUUUUUCCCUGUUUUAUAAGAUGAUGAUGGGUUUGAUAGAAAAUAAUUUACUUUUAAUAGAAAUGAAUUGCAUCUUAUGUUAUGA